AUGCGCCCAUCUUGGUUCCUCGUUUCUACCUUAACAGCUCUGGCUGCAGCCGAUGAGGCCGGCACAACAGUUAUCAACUAUUUCGGAGUCGCGGAUCCUGUUAACGGCUUCGCCCUCGGCGACUACACCAGCACCGUAGCUCGAGUUGUUGCCAUUGGCAAGUACGCCACGACCUACGAGAUAGCCUGCCUGAAAGACGCAUCUCAAUGCGGAUUGCACCAUCCUGCAACCAUUGUCCAGGGCCCUACCACUUACAGCGCCUCUAUCGAAGUCACUGAGUCUACCGGCGGUGCUGAGGCUGUUGCAACCGGCAUCGAGCAAUGUAGCUUCACCCGCGUUUCUGAGUCUGUUGUCUGCAUGUGGAGUGUUGCAUACACUGCCUCGCAAGGUGAUAUCACCAUUUCCGAUUCCUUCUCUAGCACACAGUCCAUCCCUGCGUCUUCGGUUAGCUAUCAUCCUCUUACUGUCACUGAUGGCGUCUACGCUUUGACGGGUGAUGCGACGGCUUCGGUCUCUGGCGUGAAGGUCACUCCUACCGCUUCUGGCAUGAAGGUCACUCCUACCGCUUCUGACGUGAAGGUCACUACUACCGCCUCUAGUGGGGAUGCGGCGGCUUCGGCUUCUGGCGUGAAGGUCAAUCCUACUGUUUCUAGCGGUGCCGCUGCCGGUGCUGCAAAGCCUUUGAUUACUGCUGCGCCGCUGGGUGCUGCUGCUCUUGCGGCUUUUGCGGCUAUGAUCUAG
Penicillium robsamsonii is the source of this 741-nucleotide messenger RNA. RefSeq lists its product as uncharacterized. The transcript has a single exon. The record is from RefSeq and is a predicted model, not a curated record. The coding region runs from base 1 to 741 and encodes 246 amino acids. Lineage: Eukaryota; Fungi; Ascomycota; Eurotiomycetes; Eurotiales; Aspergillaceae.